Sordaria macrospora k-hell is the source of this 1227-nucleotide messenger RNA. NCBI's taxonomy places the organism in Eukaryota, Fungi, Ascomycota, Sordariomycetes, Sordariales, Sordariaceae. The record is from RefSeq and is a predicted model, not a curated record.
AUGCGUUCAACGGUUUUGGCUUUGGGCGCCGCUGCCCUUCUCGGCGCCGGUACCGUCCUCGCCGAUGAUAUCCCUACUUGCUCAUUGGACAAGAAAUGUCCAGAGUCGGCACCUUGCUGCUCUCAAUACGGCCAAUGCGGCGUCGGCGCAUACUGCCUCGGCGGCUGCGACCCGCGCAUGUCCUUCUCUCUAGAAUCCUGCGUGCCCGCGCCCGUCUGCCAAGACAAGACCUACAAGAUGGACAAAGCCUCCAUGUCCAAGAUCGUCGACAUCGGCAAGUACUUGGGCGACCCGUCCAAGGCCGACUGGGUCUCCCAAGGCGAGCCGGUAAACUACAACGACAACACCCUCCUCACCAUGCCCAAGAACUCGGUCGGUACCGUCCUGGCCUCGACAAGCUACAUGUGUGAUGUCAAAGACGAAAUCGACUACGAGUUCGUCGGCACCGAGCUCAAGACCGCCCAAACAAAUUACUACUUCCAGGGCAUCCCGUCCUACGUCAACAGCGGGAACAUCACCAUCACCGACUCCUGGGCCAACUGGCACGAGUACGAGAUCCGCUGGACUCCGGACCAGAUCCAGUGGCUGGUCGACGGGCAAGUCGGCCGCACCAAGAAGAAGUCCGAGACCUGGAACGCCACAGCCAACCAGUGGGAUUUCCCGCAAACCCCUUCCCGCGUGCAGCUCUCCAUCUGGCCCGGCGGUCUCGCCUCCAACGCGAAGGGCACAAUCGACUGGGCUGGCGGCCCUAUUAGCUGGGACCACGAGGACAUCAAGAACUACGGGUAUUACUUCACUACCUUUGGCGAAAUUACCGUCAAGUGCUGGAACGCCGACAGCGGCCCCGGAACCAACAAGGGCAAGUCGUAUUACUACAACAGCUACCGCGCGACGAACGAUACAGUGGUGGAUAGCAACAAGCGCACCACCCUCGAGUCCUUCCUCGGCACAGGCACGGAUAUGGAUAAGGGCAAGGUCACGGGAACCAAAUCGAGCGCGACAAAGAGCGGAGGCGCGGCAGAGACGACCCUCCCUAACUCGAUCCCCGGAGCAGGCAGCGCGCCGGCUAAUGUUCCUGGUGGAGGGUCGGGGACUAGUUGUGAGGAGGGCGGGAACGGGCAGAGCCCGUCGAAUGCUAAUAAUGGUGUGAGGACCACGGGGUCGGUGCAGAUGGGGGCGAGCGCGUUGGCGGCUGUGGUGGGGUUUGUUGGGUUGAUGUUUCUUUAG